Solanum dulcamara is the source of this 2885-nucleotide messenger RNA. RefSeq lists its product as uncharacterized. The record is from RefSeq and is a predicted model, not a curated record. The transcript has 2 exons. Bases 290 to 2626 code for a protein of 778 amino acids. Lineage: Eukaryota; Viridiplantae; Streptophyta; Magnoliopsida; Solanales; Solanaceae.
UGACAGAUCAUUCAUCAUGUGAACAUCAGUCCACCCUGUUUCUUACUUUUCAAAAGGACUGGCGGUGGGGUUACAAUACUCAAGAAAGAGAGAGUUUAUGUGAGUGUGGUUCUAUACUUACUUUGUGUAUUUGCUUUGUGAGCCUUUUUUGGGGCUAUUGCCAACCAUAUCAUUCUUUUUCCUUUCUUGUCUACAACCCCCUUUUUCUUUAUUUGUUUAAUCUACUGAAUCUUGUUUAUCAGUUUAAGAAGGAUCAUUUCUUUCAAUUCUUCAUCAUCAAUUUCUAUACAUGGCUACUGAUACUGUUUCAUCAGAUCAUCCUACUACUACUGCCUCUGAGCAAGCUGAGAAGGAAGUGCCUGAAGAGGUUAAGACAAUGGAAGGAGAGAGUGUUCUCCCUACCAAGGAGAAUGAAGUAAAACUAAAAGAAGAAGAUUCCCUGAGUCCAGUGGUUUCUUCUACUGAACCAGUGGUAAAAGUAGACGACACAAAAAGCGAAUCAACGGUAAUUGAAGAGCCAGAGAAGAAUGAUGAGGAAGAAAAGCCAAAUUCAGUCGAACCAGACUCCAAGGAGAAGCCUAAUGCAGAAGAACCAUCCCAAGUGCUAACUGAAGAAGUUAAGAAAGUUGAUGAAGAUGAGAAGCCAGUAGCAGACGAAGCAGCCCCAGCAAUAGUCGACGGAGUAAAGAAAGAUGAUGAGGUAGAGAAGCCAACAGUAGAGGCACCACCUUCAGCAAUCAUAGAAGAACUAAAGAGCACUGAUGAAGAAGAGAAGCAAAAAGUUGAUGAGCCACAGGUCCUGGAAAUUGAAGAGGUAAAGAAAGCUGUGGAGCAGAAGCCUACAGCUGACGAACCUGUUCCUACUAUAGUUGAAGAAGAAAAGAAAGCUGAUGAGGAAGGGAAGACAACAACAGAGGAACCACCAGCAACUAUCAUUGAAGAGAUAAAGAAGACAAAUGAUGAAGAGAAGCCAAAAGCUGAUGAACCAAUUCCAACAAUAUUUGAAGAAGUAAAGACAGCUGAUGAGCAGCCAACUAUAGAGGAACCACCACCAACCAUAAUCGCAGAGGUAAAGAAAAGUGAUGAGGAAGAGAAGCCUAAAGCUGAUGAACCAGCUCCAACAAUAGUGGAAGAAGUAAAGAAAGCUGAUGAAGAAGAGAAGCCAACGAUUGAGGAACCUCCAGCAACUAUAAUUGAAGAGGUAAAGAAAAGUGUCGAGGAAGAGAAGCCAAUGGCUGAUGAACCAUUGCCCCCAACAAUUGAAAAGGUAGUUGAAGUUGAUGAAUCACCUGCUCCACCAGCCACAACUCACGAUGAAGAGAAGCCAAAAGCUGAGGAAUUGACAAGCAUACCUGCUACUUCAGCAGAAUCAGAAGAAAAGACAGCAGAAAAAGAAAUUGAGCCUCCUACUCUUGAAGAAGUUAAGAAACAAGAUGAGACACCUGCAUUGGAUGUCACUAGCAAAGUUAUUCCAGAAUUAACCAAGGAACCUGCCCCUGAAGAAGCAGCUCAGAGUAUGCCUGAUCAAGUUGCUGAUGUUACCAAAAGUGAACCAGAGGUCCAAGCAGAGGCUGGAAAUGUUGAAACUGUAGACAAAGAAUCCAAAAUAGAGCUUGUUGAGGAGCCUGAGCAGCAGCCAGCAACAGUUGACAUCGUGGAAACAUCAAUUGAGGCUGUUGAGGACAAGGAGGAGCAAGUAGAUUUAGAGGCCAGUGAACCACAAAAAGCUAAAGAGGCAGAAGUUCUGGAAGCAGAACCUAAGGAAGAAGCUUCAGAACCAGCUCCCAUUGUAGAGGAAAAGCCAACUGAAGCUACUGAAAACGUUGAGCAAGAAACUGCUGCGGCUAUUACCGGAAAUGAAGCAGCGAUUCCAGUUGAUAAGGUAGAAGAGGUCCCAAAAGGGAAACCUGUUGUUCCAGAGAGCUCAAAUCAAGUAACCUCAACUACUUUGGAAACAUUAAUGCAGAAAAUGGACGAGGAAAGUCCUACAGAAGUUGCUGCAGACAAUGUUGUCAUUGAGGAGAAAGAAACAGAAAUGGCUCUAGAGGCUACUGUUGCUGAAGCACCACCAAAAGAAGAGGUGGAAAAUGUCGAAAGAGAAAUAAAGGAUGUGAAAACUGUUGGUCAAGAUGAGAAGGUGGAGAAGAGUGUUGCAACUGAAGAACUAGCUGCACCAGAUGCAAAGGGAGUUGAAACAUCUGAAGUUGCUGAAAAGGCUCCAGAAGUGGAGAUUGCUUCUAGAGACAUUCAACCAAUUGCUGAAAAUGGGAGUACAAAGGAUGACACAAUUCCUACAACUGAAGCCAAUGAAGCUGCAGAAGUUGAGAAGAAAGUGGACGAGAAUGCUACUGCUGAACCAUCAGUUGAAGAGGCUCAGAAGUCGGAGACAGAGACAAAAGAUAUGAAGACUGCUGAAGGCGAGAAAGAAGUUGAAGAGACUGCAAAAACAGAAGCUCCUAAAGAUGAUGAAGACAAGAAAACUACAGAAGAAGUACCAGUAAAGACAAAGCAGUCAAAUAACCUUAUGUCCAAGGUGAAGCAGUCUCUUGUGAAGGCUAAGAAAGCAAUCAUUGGGAAGUCUCCCAGCUCUAAAUCUGAUACAAAGAAUGAAGUUAAAACCAAAUAAGAUAAAAGGGAAGAAACAUUACAAUGAUCAUAAGUGAGUUGUUUUAUUAGUUGUGUGAUCUUUAUUUUUUUUCUUCAUUUUUUGGGUCAGAUAUAUUGGUUGUUGUGUUUGGGAUGUCGUAUGAUUCUAGUGUUUGUCAUAGGUAUUGUAUAGUUGUGCUUUCUCGUCAUAUUUUACUGUUGAUUAAGUUUGUUAGUUUGUGGAGAAACCUAUUCAAUUGAUUGGAUGAUGAUGUACAUAAAGUGUCAUAUUUUCUUUA